Molecule: messenger RNA, 1695 nt
Organism: Camelina sativa (false flax)
Lineage: Eukaryota; Viridiplantae; Streptophyta; Magnoliopsida; Brassicales; Brassicaceae
Product: stearoyl-[acyl-carrier-protein] 9-desaturase 7, chloroplastic
Biological process (GO): defense response; fatty acid biosynthetic process
Cellular component (GO): chloroplast stroma
Molecular function (GO): stearoyl-CoA 9-desaturase activity; stearoyl-[ACP] desaturase activity
Source: RefSeq, a predicted model, not a curated record
UCUCUCUUACUAUUACUUACCUCUCCUUUGCUCUCUACGCUGUUCAUAAGCAUUCUCUUUCUGUGGACGAAACUGAACCUGAGAGAACCAAAACAAAAAAAGAGCCAGAGCCAAACCCAGAACCGAGUGAUAGAGAUUGAGAUUGAGAGAGAGCAAUUUAGUAGAAAGAACGAUUCGAUUCAUAUCAAAGAAAUGGCUCUAAAGCUUAACCCUUUGGUGGCAUCUCAGCCUUACAAAUUCCCUUCCUCGACUCGUCCGCCUAUCGCUUCUUUCAGAUCUCCUAAGUUCCUCUGCCUCGCUUCGUCUUCUCCGGCUCUCAGCUCCGGCGCCAAGGAGGUUGAGAGUUUGAAGAAGCCAUUUACGCCACCUAAGGAAGUGCAUGUUCAAGUCUUGCACUCCAUGCCACCUCAAAAGAUCGAGAUCUUCAAAUCUAUGGAAAACUGGGCCGAGGAGAACCUUCUGAUUCAUCUCAAGGAUGUGGAGAAGUCUUGGCAACCCCAGGAUUUCUUGCCUGAUCCUGCAUCGGAUGGGUUUGAAGAUCAGGUAAGAGAGUUAAGAGAGAGGGCUAGAGAGCUCCCUGAUGAUUACUUUGUUGUUUUGGUCGGGGACAUGAUCACAGAAGAAGCACUUCCCACCUACCAAACUAUGUUGAACACUUUGGACGGAGUUAGGGAUGAAACAGGUGCUAGUCCUACUUCAUGGGCUAUCUGGACAAGAGCUUGGACAGCAGAGGAAAACCGACAUGGUGAUCUUCUGAACAAAUACCUUUACUUGUCUGGUCGUGUUGACAUGAGGCAGAUCGAAAAGACCAUUCAGUACUUGAUUGGAUCCGGAAUGGAUCCGCGGACAGAGAAUAAUCCCUACCUUGGCUUCAUCUAUACUUCAUUCCAAGAAAGAGCGACCUUCAUCUCUCACGGAAACACAGCCCGCCAAGCCAAAGAGCAUGGGGACUUCAAACUAGCACAAAUAUGUGGCACAAUAGCUGCAGACGAGAAGCGUCAUGAAACUGCAUACACCAAGAUAGUUGAGAAGCUCCUUGAGAUUGAUCCUGAUGGUACAGUCAUGGCUUUUGCAGACAUGAUGAGAAAGAAAAUCUCAAUGCCUGCUCACUUGAUGUACGAUGGGCGCAACGACAACCUCUUUGACAACUUCUCAUCCGUGGCUCAGAGGCUCGGUGUUUACACUGCCAAAGACUACGCAGACAUUCUUGAGUUUUUGGUUGGUAGGUGGAAAAUUGGGGAGUUAACCGGGCUCUCAGGUGAAGGAAACAAAGCACAAGACUAUCUAUGCGGGUUGUCUCCAAGAAUCAAGAGAUUGGAUGAGAGAGCUCAAGCAAGAGCCAAGAAAGGACCCAAGAUUCCUUUCAGCUGGAUACAUGACAGAGAAGUGCAGCUCUAAAAAGGACACAGACAAAAGAACCCUCUCUCCGCUCUCGGUUACUCAUUUCAUCAGUCUGCUUUUGAAAUUGGUGUAGAUUACUAUGGUUUCUGAUAAUGUUCGUCGGUCUACUAGUUUACAAAGUUGAGAAGCAGUGAUUUUAGUAUCUUUGUUUUUCCCAGUCACACUAUAUGUUUUGGGUCAUUGGUCCCUUCUUAGUACACUUUUGUAGUAGUUAAAAACAGUUGAAGUCUGGUCUGUACUCAGUUUUCUCUGUGGAGUUUUGUUUGCAGUUCAGGUUAGUUUUGUUUUUGUCUC